CGUCCCGAGUUCGCCGCGCCACGAGGAAUUCCCGCCAUUUAAUGGACGGUUCGGAGAGAGAGAGGGGAGAGACAGCGAGAGCGGUUACAAGAGGAAUGGUUAAGAGAGAGAGUUUAGCUCCUCCGUUAUAUUUGGAGAGAGAGAGAAAAAAUCACUUCAUUUUCUCCACAAAUUUCCCUUCCCCUUUUCCUAAUUUUUCUUAAAAAAAAAAAAAACUCAAACCUCUCUCUGUGCAUAUAUAGCUUGUGUUAUAUUGCCCACCAAAUCUUUGAAGCUUAUUUUAGGGUGGAGUUUCGUGAUCGGAGGGUUUCCUCGGGGGAACCGGAGAUGAAGAGGCAUCUCCUCCUUCUUUUUCCUCUGUUGCUGCUCCGUGCAGCCGCAGCCGCUGCGAAUUCUCCGGCGGCGCCGCUGCCCAAGUGGCAGACGUUAAGCGGUGAGGCUCCAUUAGUCAUUGCUCGUGGCGGGUACUCUGGGCUCUUUCCUGAAUCCAGUCAAUAUGCCUACCAAUUUGCCAUGUCGACAAGUUUAAAAAGUGUAGUUCUGUUCUGUGACCUUCAACUAACAAAAGAUGGGGCUAGCAUGUGCCACAGUGACUUAAGACUUGAUAAUUCCACGACAAUAGCAAGUGCUUUCCCGAAAGGGCAGAAAACUUAUACUGUAAAUGGAGAGCGAAUUCGUGGAUGGUUUUCAGUGGACUUCACUGCUGACGAGAUAUUCAACAAUGUCGCAUUGAUCCAAAGUAUCUUCUCUCGACCUAGUGUUUUUGAUGGCAACCUACCACCAUUGGCUGUUGAGGAUGUGACUGGGCUUCGGCCGAGUCGCUUUUGGUUGAAUGUGCAGUAUAACUCGUUCUUUGAGAAACACAGUCUAGAUGUUACAGGAUAUAUAUUAGAUGCAUCGAGGCAAAUCAGUAUCGACUAUGUCUCUUCUCCAGAAAUUGGUUUUUUGAAAGGUCUCAAUGGGAAGCUAAGAAGAGGCAAGACAAAGCUAAUCUUCCGGUUCCUCGAUGAGGAUGCCGUUGAACCCUCGGCUAAUCAAACAUAUAGCUCCCUCCUUAAAGACUUGAAGAUGAUAAAGUCCUUUGCUUCAGGAAUUCUUGUUCCAAAGAAUUACAUAUGGCCCGUUACUAAAGAUCAAUAUUUGGAGCCACCUACUACUCUGGUUGCAGAUGCCCAUGGACUGGGACUUGAAGUAUAUGCAUAUAAUUUUGCAAAUGACGCCCCUGCGAGCUAUAACUAUAGUUUCGAUCCAACCGCUGAGUAUUUACAGUUCAUAGAUAAUUCCAAUUUCUCAGUCGAUGGUGUGCUAACGGACUUCCCCUCUACGGCAUCAGAGGCUGUAGCUUGCUUGGCCCAUAACAACAAUGAUAUUCCCCGCAAGGAAGGGAGACCGCUGAUUGUGACUCACAACGGCGCAAGUGGCGUAUUUGCUGGGUGCACUGAUCUCGCAUAUCAGCAAGCAGUGAAAGAUGGUGCUGAUGUAAUCGAUUGCUCCGUUCAGAUGUCGAAAGAUGGAGUUGCUUUCUGUUUGGAUUCGCCAGAUCUUAUGGGCAAAACGACGGCAAUAGCUUCUUUCAUGUCCCGAGCAACGAUGGUCCCUGAAAUACAACAGAACAACGGAAUCUUCUCAUUUGACCUCACAUGGAGCGAGAUUCAAAGUUUGAAGCCCGAUUUAGUGAGUCCUUUAUCUCAGUCUGGCAUGGCGAGAAAUCCUGCAGCGAAAAAUCAGGGCAAAUUCAUGACACUUGCUGAUUUCCUGGACUUUGCAAAGAACAGCAGAGUCUCUGGUGUCUUAAUUAACAUAGAGAAUGCUCCCUACCUUGCAUCUAAGAAGGGCCUCGACAUCGUCAAUGCUGUCUCUGGUGCCUUAACAAAUGCUAGCUACGACACUCGAACCAACCAGCAAGUACUCAUUCAAUCUGACGACACCGCUGUCCUCUCCACGUUCAAGAAAUAUCCUACCUACAAGCGAGUCCUCAAUAUUAAAGAAACCAUAAGUGAUACUCCGAAGCCAGCAGUGGAUGAGAUCAAGCAGUAUGCAGAAGCAGUAAACAUACCCAGAUCUUCAAUUGUGGCGAGCACCGGCUUCUUCCUUUCUAGCUAUACCGGUGUGGUAAAGGAGCUGCAUGCAGCGAAUCUAUCUGUUUAUGUCUCGGUGCUGAGGAAUGAGUUCAUCAUGAUUGCAUUCGAUUUCUUUUCGGACCCCUUGGCCGAGAUCGCCACGUAUGUUGGGGGAGUCGGAGUCGACGGGAUCGUAACUGAAUUUCCUGCAACUGCAAGUGCAUAUUUCAGGAGUCCAUGCUCCGAUGCGAACGCGAAACUGCCCUACACGAUACUGCCCACAGAGCCUGGAUCCCUCCUCUCCUUGGCCCCGCCAGAAGCAGCCCCUCCAGCUGAACCCCCUGCUCCAAUUCUAGAAGCUUCCGAUGUCGUUGACCCGCCACUGCCGCCGGUUGCUGACCUCUCUGAGAAAUCGGCGCCGCCAGCUGCAACACCGCCGGCCCCAACAGAACCAAGUGGUCAACCAGGAACUUCUGCAAAUGCAGUUAUAUGCUUAUUGGCUGUGGUGCUUAGCAUCAUUUAUCUCAACUACCACUAAAUUUCUUGGGGCCUGAUAAUAUAUUUUUUUUAUUUCUUAACAUGGUUUUUAUGGCAUUCAUUUCUAUCUGUAAUUACCAUUAACAGGUGGGUCAUUACUCAAAACUUUGAGAUAUAUUAUAUAGAAGAAAUAUGGCUGUUUGUAGUUGCCUUUGUAGUGAUGAUGAGUUGAUUCAUUUGAGCAAAGGGACACUUUUUUUUGUA
Ananas comosus (pineapple) is the source of this 2801-nucleotide messenger RNA. Its product is annotated as glycerophosphodiester phosphodiesterase GDPDL7-like. Gene Ontology annotation, biological process: lipid metabolic process. Lineage: Eukaryota; Viridiplantae; Streptophyta; Magnoliopsida; Poales; Bromeliaceae. Gene Ontology annotation, molecular function: glycerophosphodiester phosphodiesterase activity. The coding region runs from base 328 to 2598 and encodes 756 amino acids. The record is from RefSeq and is a predicted model, not a curated record. The transcript is spliced from 10 exons.